CAUCUGCCUUUCCAAUACAAAUAAAUAAAUAAAUCUUUUUAAAAAAAUAGAACAGUUCUGCAACAGCAACGGCAAGUGGUAGACUUCACAGUCUGCUAGGUCAGCUCUUUUAGAAAAGAGGUGGCUUCUCCUUCCCUCCCUCUCGCUCUUCUCUUUGCAGAAACUGAGGCCACACAGUGGAUUUCAUGGCAAGGCGGGGCCUUGAGUUCCUGGCCUGUCCACCCUGUUGCAUUUCCGUAAUAAGCUGGUUUGGACCAAAGCAGCUUUUCUAACUCUGAAGUGCACAGGAAUGCGGACGACACACCGCUUCUUCUGUGGCAGGUGAAUGCUGAGCCUGAGAAAGUCUCACCUGCUCCCGGGGAUGCUGCUGGCGGUGCGUGCCUGCCACCGCAGUGUAAGGAGCAGUGGUGGACAGCACGAAUGGCCUGCUUUCCAGUUCUGGCUGACUGUCACAGGGCUGUCCCUCAGUUUGCUCAUCUAGAAAUAAGCAUAAUGCCUAACUGAUGGAAUUUUAGUUAAGAUUUGGUAAGUUCCUGGCGGCUGGUGCUUCCAAGUCCUGGCUGCACUGGUUCUGAAUGUGCUCCCUGCUGAUGCGCCUGGGAAAACUGUAGAAGAUGACCGAGGCCCUGGGGCGCUGCCACUCACGUGGGGGAACCAACGCGGGAGUUCCAGGCCUCGGCCUGGUCCAGCCUCAGUGUUUGCGGCCAUUUGGGGAAUGAAGAGGCAGAUGGGAAAAUCCCUCUCUCCCUGUAAACUCAGCCAUUCAAAGAAACAGAUCCUUAAAAAAGGCAUUAAGUUAUCUCACAUACAGUGAUUCCAACAGCAUGCAUUAAAAACCACUCUUUCAUUCCGUAGAGCGUGGAGCAAGCAGCUGUUGAAGUGGGGGGAGGGGGUGUCUGACGAAUGAUUGAAUGAAUCUCCGUUUGCAAAAAGGAAAGAAAGUUCUUUAUCGUGUGAGCAGGCUCCGAGAAGCAAACUGGGAAGGCCCCAUGGCUGGAGAAAGAGGCCCAACUCCCAGAAAAGUGCACUCCACCCGGGGGUCGGGAGGGCUGGUGCCCGGAAGCCGGCCGGCCUGUGCGGGGCAAGCCAAUGGGGCCGCUCCGAGGGAGGGGAAAGAGAGCCUUGCCAGCCCUUUCCGUCUGGGGGGCCGGUGGCUCCGCCUUCUGGAACGUAGCGACGUCCGAGCAUUCCACGGUUGCUACAUCGUCGCGAGGGGCGGGGCGCCUGUCAGGGAAGCGGCGCGCGCGGGCGGCGGGCGGGCCGGGGCUGCAGCGCUCAGUGCCAGCGCCUCGCCAGCGCCAGCGCCAGACCCGCGCGCCGCGCCACGCUCUCCGGCCCGCCGGCCCCGCGUCCCGACUGCGCGACUUCGCACUCCCCGCCGCGUCGCUUCUGCCCGAAGAUGGAGUUGCUCUGCUGCGAGGGUAGCUGGCAUGCGCCCCGGGCCGGGCCCGACCCGCGGCUGCUGGGGGACCAGCGUGUCCUGCAGAGUUUGCUCCGCCUGGAAGAGCGUUACGUGCCCCGAGCCUCCUACUUCCAGUGCGUGCAGAGGGAGAUCAAGCCGCACAUGAGGAAGAUGCUGGCGUACUGGAUGCUGGAGGACUGGGAGGCACUGGUGCUUGGAAAGCUCAAGUGGGACCUGGCUGCCGUGGUGGCACACGACUUCCUGGCCCUGAUUCUGCAUCGGCUUUCUCUGCCCAGCGACCGUCUGGCCUUGGUCAAGAAGCAUGCGCAGACCUUUCUGGCCCUCUGUGCUACAGAUUACACGUUUGCCAUGUACCCGCCAUCCAUGAUCGCAACUGGCAGCAUUGGGGCCGCAGUGCAAGGCCUGGGUGCCUGCUCCACAUCCGGGGAUGAGCUCACCGAACUGCUGGCGGGGAUCACAGGCACUGAAGUGGACUGCCUGAGGGCCUGCCAGGAGCAGAUUGAAGCUGCGCUCAGGGAGAGCCUCAGAGAAGCUUCGCAGACCACUCCAAACCCACCGCCCAAAGCCCCACGGGGCUCCAGCAGCCAGGGGCCCAGCCAGACCAGCACUCCCACAGAUGUCACUGCCAUCCAUCUGUAGCCCUGGACAGGCCCCCUCAAGUGGCCACCAAGCAGGGUAGGGGCCACUGCCACUGCCACCCCCCUCCCUGCCUCCAGGAACGAUCCAUGCCAUAUCGGAAGCCCGAGGGGGCUCCCAUUCCACUCCCCACAUUAUCAAGCCCAAGGGGUCAGGCCCCGCCUCUCCCCGCAGUGUGCACUAAGGGGCCUGACCGGCCAUGUGCAUCUGGGCAGCUGGUCGGCCCCUCCUCCCCUCCAGGUCUGAGCAGCUCAGCUCCGUUCCUGACUUCAGCCAGGGCUAGGCUGCUCAGACAUCCAAACAAGUAAAGCUCUGCACCAGCCCUCUACUCCGAGGCCCAUCUUCCCAGGGGGAGCUUGUGUUCUCAACUGCCAAAAAAAAAAAAAGCUAAAAACAAAAAAAAAAAACAAAAAACGAGAGAAAAAUGCCUCUGUGCCUUACAAAGGUGUUACCCCUUCUAGGGUUACUGCAUUUGGAUUUGGGGUCCUUUGGGCAUUCUGACAGACUAAGGGGCAACAGUCGCCAGUCCCUCCCAGCAUAUGGAGGCCUCUGUAACCCAUGCUCUCUGCUGCUCCUAGAGGGAGCACCUCCUGCUUUGCUUCCGCUCAGCUUCUCUUGUGGGGUUGAGGGGUUCGGUGCUGAAGGAACAGGUUGUUUUAAUUUAUUAAUUGUUUUGAGUACAACUGUAAGAGGGUGCCAUGGGGCCCACGCCCCCCGCCCCAAGUGGGUGACUCUAGUGGUUGCUGUUUGCCUCCCCUCUGAUACUGGCUAGAGAGCUUUGUGGCCCAGGAGCUGCUACAGCCUGGGUUUGGGGCCAUGUCCUCCUCUCCCUUGGGCCCUCCUGCUCCAUCCUCUGGCCGGGAGGAGGAAGCAGAGAUGCCCUGGAGGUGGCUGAGCCCCAUCUGGAGAGGGAGGCAAGCCCUGUUGACACAGGUCUUUCCUAAGGCCACAAGGUUUAUUAGACUGGUGGCCCAGGACCAUCAUGCUACCUUAAUAAAAGAUUCUGGAAUAAA
This is a messenger RNA of Ochotona curzoniae (black-lipped pika), 3072 nucleotides long. RefSeq names its product cyclin D3 (gene CCND3). The transcript is spliced from 4 exons. Lineage: Eukaryota; Metazoa; Chordata; Mammalia; Lagomorpha; Ochotonidae. Gene Ontology annotation, cellular component: nucleus; cyclin-dependent protein kinase holoenzyme complex; cytoplasm. Bases 1400 to 2062 code for a protein of 220 amino acids. The record is from RefSeq and is a predicted model, not a curated record. Gene Ontology annotation, biological process: mitotic cell cycle phase transition; positive regulation of G1/S transition of mitotic cell cycle; regulation of cyclin-dependent protein serine/threonine kinase activity. Gene Ontology annotation, molecular function: cyclin-dependent protein serine/threonine kinase regulator activity.